AUGGUUUGGGAUGAGUUGGAUCGCAGAGGUUGUGAAAAGCAGCCUACAAGUUCUCAGCAUAUAUGGGAACUCCUACAGGACUGUUGGAAAAGGAUUCCAGGAGAAAGGCCAGACUCGGAGGAACCAGAGCCAGGGACGUCCAAACUAGCAAGACGACACCACUGCUACCACUAUGGAAAGAGUUGUAACCGGUUAUGGGACCUGAAACAACAUGAGAGAAUACACACAGGGGAGAAGCCUUACCACUGCUCCCAGUGUGGAGAGCGUUUCAACUGGAAAUCAAACCUGAAAGCCCAUGAGAGAAUACACACAGGAGAGAAGCCUUACCACUGCUCCCAAUGUGGAAAGUGCUUCAACCAGUCGGGGGACCUGAAACAACAUGAGAGAAUACACACAGGAGAGAAGCCUUACCACUGCUCCCAGUGUGGAAAGAGUUUUCGCCGGAAAGCACACCUGAAACAACAUGAAAGAAUACACACAGGAGAGAAGCCUUACCACUGCUCCCAGUGUGGAAAGAGUUUUCGCCGGAAAGCACACCUGAAACAACAUGAAAGAAUACACACAGGGGAGAAGCCUUACCACUGCUCCCAGUGUGGAGAGCGUUUCAACUGGAAAUCAAACCUGAAAGCCCAUGAGAGAAUACACACAGGAGAGAAGCCUUACCACUGCUCCCAAUGUGGAAAGUGUUUCAACCAGAGAGUAAACCUGAAACGACAUGAAAGAAUGCACACAGGAGAGAAGCCUUACCACUGCUCCCAGUUUGGAAAGAGUUUCAACCAUCCAGGGAAGCUGAAAGCUCAUGAAAGAAUACACACAGGAGAGAAGCCUUACCACUGCUCCCAGUGUGGAAAUUGUUUCACCCGGUCGGAGAUGCUGAAAGCUCAUGAAAGGAUACACACAGGAGAGAAGCCUUACCACUGCUCCCAGUGUGGAAAGCGUUUCAACUGGAAAUCAAACCUGAAAGCCCACGAGAGAAUACACACAGGAGAGAAGCCUUACCACUGCUCCCAAUGUGGAAAGUGUUUCACCCGGUCGGGGAUGCUGAAAGCUCAUGAGAGAAUACACACAGGAGAGAAGCCUUACCACUGCUCCCAAUGUGGAAAGUGUUUCAACCAGAGAGGAAACCUGAAACAACAUGAAAGAAUACACACAGGAGAGAAGCCUUACCACUGCUCCCAGUGUGGAAAGUGCUUCAACCAGUCAGGGGACCUGAAACAACAUGAGAGAAUACACACAGGAGAGAAGCCUUACCACUGCUCCCAAUGUGGAAAGUGUUUCAACCGGUCAGGGGAGCUGAAACGACAUGAGAGAAUACACACAGGGCAGAAGCCUUACCACUCCUCCCAGGGUGCAAAGCUUUUGCCCAUUUAGGAAGCCUGAAAGAACACAUUAGACUGCACACAGAGGAGAAGGCUUAUAAAGGCUCAAACUGUGGGAAAACAUAUUACUCAUAACAGUCAUUUAAAUGUCAUUAGAGAAUCCACACAGGAGAGAGAAAUUACUUCUCUUAGCGUGUAUGUUGAUAUUUCACAUCACAUUGACUUAAAAUUCAUCAGAGAACAUACACAGUGCUCCCGUUGUCUUAUAUUGUUGACUGACAAUGUGUUUACCUGUCUUUACCAGAUGAAAUUAAAUGGUACAGGGUAUACUCAAACAUAUAUUUGUUUGUUUUUAUUAGAAAACAUGAAGUGAAUAUGGAGUCUGUCAGUUUGAAUAUAAAGAAGAUCAGGUUCCUUCUUUUAAAUUGUCCUUUUUUUAAACUCUUUGUGUGUUUGUCUGGGUGUGUCAUUCCUCCAGCACUACAGAUAAUCAAGUGAUAUUUGGAUGCGAUGCAUUUGUUCCAUUGUUGACGUUUGCAUUGUUGGCCCACUGAGGAUUUAAUGAAAUGAAAAUGUUCAGACUCUGUAAUGGAAAACGUUAGUUGUUUGUCUGUCCACAUAACUGAGUAUGUGACUAACCUUGUGAAACUGUCCUAUUAUAAUCUCCUGUUCUUGGGAGGAUCAUUCUGUGUUGCAAACCAGCUGCACCUGCAUCCUUGUAUGAAUAAAGUCCCUCCCAGGAACAGGAAACUAUAAAGAUAUGUGCUCAUCACCCAAUGCUUCAGGAAUUCAGACGGUCUACACUGCGCUGUGUAACUCUGUUAUUCUCUCUGAGCUCAGAAAUAAAGAGACUUGGUUUGACUUGGACUCCAGCAGAUCCUUAGUUUAUAAUAUCCACCACAACUCUCCCAAGGAUUGCUGUUUAUCAUUGUCUCAAUGAAGAGUUCCUCUUUCGACUUUCCUUGGGGCAUUUACAAACCUCCCACUGGUUCAAUAAACGUUGUUACCUGAAUGAUGAGAUUAUUAUGGGUGAGAGCAAUUAUUUUCUUUGUCAAAUGGCAACCAAGCAUCGGUCAUCAUGUCACCAGAAUAAGACCC
This is a messenger RNA of Oncorhynchus mykiss (rainbow trout), 2417 nucleotides long. NCBI's taxonomy places the organism in Eukaryota, Metazoa, Chordata, Actinopteri, Salmoniformes, Salmonidae. The record is from RefSeq and is a predicted model, not a curated record.